This is a messenger RNA of Malania oleifera, 3468 nucleotides long. RefSeq names its product TPR repeat-containing thioredoxin TTL1. Gene Ontology annotation, molecular function: protein binding. NCBI's taxonomy places the organism in Eukaryota, Viridiplantae, Streptophyta, Magnoliopsida, Santalales, Ximeniaceae. The record is from RefSeq and is a predicted model, not a curated record. Gene Ontology annotation, cellular component: cytoplasm. The coding region runs from base 611 to 2743 and encodes 710 amino acids. The transcript is spliced from 7 exons.
GAGGAGAGGAGAGGAGAUGAGAUGAGAAGAAAAGAAAAUAAUAAAAAGAAAACUAAGAGAGAGAGAGAGAGAGAGCAUUGAGUAUAGAGGGGAGAGAGGAAGGCUGUCUCGUGAAGCAGCAGGUGAAGAGAAGAAAAGAAAAUAAAAGUUCUUUCUUUUCUUCCUUCCCUUCUCUCUCUAGAGCUCGGUGGUCUCUGAAAAUCCCUCGCCGCUCUCUCUCUCUCUCUCUCUCUAAAAUCUUCGGCUCUCUCCCAUUCUCCAAGUUUUCUAACACUCACAUUCAUUCUUUGCUUCCUCCUUUUAAAUCACGAGAUCCCCAUCUCUGUCUCUCUUUCUUUCUUUCUUUCUUUCCUUCUUUUUUUCUUUUUUUUUUCUCUCUCUCUCAUCCUCUAUCUAUCUCUGGAUCUUCAUGUCUUCUUCAAAGGGUUUCUGCAGUGGCUGCUCUCUCUGCUCUCUCAGUUGGUGGUCUUUCAAUUUCAUCGAUAGACAUUGUUGAGAGAGUGGGGAGUGAGAAUUGCGAGACAUUGAAAAGAUUUAGAGAGAGAAAGCCUGAAGUCCCCUCCCCAAAAGCCCCUCCGCGCACAAAAAAGAAAACCCUUCGCUGAGAAAAAUGUCGCAUUCUGGGAAACCGAUUUCGGAGCUAGGGUUUGAGUCUCUGUCGGAUCGGUUUCGCGAUUCAGUGAGCUGCGAUGCCAACAAGCCCGAUUUUAAAGAGCUUGAUCUGGGUUCGCCCGUCUCCCCUCUGCGAACUCGUCAGCUUGGCUCCUCCGCCACCGCCACCACCACCACCACCACGACCAGCAGUAGCUCGAGCUCUUCCGGAUCGGUUUCGGGUCGAAAUGUGACUAACCCACCUCCCAAAAGAUCCGAAAACAGCGGCAACAGCCACUCCGGUGAGCUUUCAGUGUCGAGUGAAAGCAGCCCAACAGCCGCCGAGACUUUCCGGUCCGGCGGAGCAACCAAGAACUUCAGGCCGGGACACAGGAGAUCCGAUUCGGGGCCGUUAAUCUAUUCCGGCGGUAGCGGUGGCGGUAGCGGCGGCGGAAGCUCAGCCAGUUCUCCGCUGAUGAACGUUCUUCCUACCGGGAACAUAUGCCCGUCCGGGCGAAUUCUGAAGACGGGCAUGGCUGCGGCGAACCGGAGCUCUGCGAGGAGUGAUGUUCUCGGGUCGGGCACAGGUAAUUACGGCCAUGGAAGCAUAAUGCGAGGCGGCAUUGGCGGAAAAUUGGGCGGAGGGGAGGCGAGUAAUGUGAGUUGGAGGGGAAAUUCACAUGUUGGAGGGGAAGCGCCGAAGAGGGGAAUGACGAUGGCAAGUUUGGAUGCAGAGGAGGUGAAGAAGGCAGGGAAUGAACAGUACAAGAAGGGCCUUUUUUGCGAAGCAUUGAGUUUGUACGAUCGGGCUAUUAUGUUAUCGCCGGCCAAUGCAGCCUUCCGGAGCAAUAGAGCGGCGGCAUUGACAGGGCUUGGCCGGCUGCAGGAGGCGGUGAGGGAAUGUGAGGAGGCAAUUAGGUUGGAUCCAGGGUACGGGAGGGCUCAUCAGCGAUUAGCUUCUCUUCUCAUUCGGUUAGGGCAGGUUGAGAGUGCGCGGAGGCACCUUUGUGUUCCAGGGCAGCAGCCAGAUCAAGCUGAGUUGCACAAGUUACAUAUGGUAGAGAAGUUUCUAAGUAGAUGUUCUGAUGCACGAAAGGUUGGUGAUUGGAGAGUUGCAUUGAGGGAAGCUGACGCUGCCUUUGUUGCUGGAGCUGAUUCUUCUCCUCAGCUUUCUGCAUGUAGAGCAGAAGCGCUUUUAAAACUUCACCAGCUUGACGAUGCCGAUUCCAGCUUAUCGAGCAUUUCUAAAUUUGAACCAUCUACCCAAUCCUGCUCGCAAACCAAGUUCUGUGGGAUGCUUUGUGAAGCGUACCUCUUCUUUGUCCAAGCUCAAAUUGAGAUGGCACUAGGAAGGUUUGAGAAUGCAGUUACAGCUUCUGAGAAAGCAGGGCAGAUUGAUCCUCGAAAUGUUGAAGUUUCAGUUCUAGUCAACAAUGUGAGGUUGGUGGCAAGAGCUCGUGCCCGUGGUAAUGAUCUCUUCAAAUCUGAAAGGUUCACUGAAGCUUGCUCUGCAUAUGGGGAUGGCCUCAGGCUUAAUCCCUCCAACUCUGUCCUCUAUUGCAACAGAGCAGCUUGUUGGUACAAGCUUGGGAUGUGGGAGAGAUCCAUUGAGGACUGCAAUCAAGCUUUGCAAAUCCAAUCUAAUUACACCAAGGCCCUUCUUAGAAGGGCUGCCUCAAACAGUAAGCUUGAACGGUGGGUUGAAGCUGUGAGGGAUUAUGAGGUUUUGAGGAGGGAGCUUCCAGGUGACAAUGAAGUUGCUGAAAAUCUAUUCCAUGCGCAAGUAGCAUUGAAGAAAUCCCGUGGAGAAGAAGUUUAUAAUAUGAAAUUUGGCGGGGAAGUAGAGGAAGUGUCGGGGCUAGAACAGUUCAGAGCUGCAAUAUCUUCACCUGGUGUCUCAGUGGUCCAUUUCAAAGCUGCAUCCAACACACAAUGUGAGCAGAUAUCACCUUUCGUGGAUACGCUGUGUGGUCGAUACCCGUCUUUAAAUUUUCUCAAGGUGGAUGUUAAAGAGAGCCCAGCAGUUGCAAACAGCGAGAGCGUAAGGAUUGUGCCAACAUUCAAGAUUUACAAAAAUGGUGUCCGGGUGAAGGAAAUUAUCUGCCCGAGCCAUCAGGUGUUGGAGUACUCGGUGAGGCACUACAGUUUUUAGGCCUCAUGACUGUACUGUACUGUACUGUAUGUCUGUUUCUAUGCUCUACCCCUACCAUUUUUUGGUGCCUUCUUCUUGCUGCCCAGCUCUUUGAACCCAAACUCCUUCCACAGCUCGUUCUAGCUUUCCCCCCCCCCCCCCCCCCCCCCCACCAUGAAAGGAUUACCAGUUACCUGUGACAUAAUCAGAGCUACAUAAUAAUCUCAGUAGGAGCCAAUUAUGCCUGAGGAGCUUAGAGAGAGAUAGUUUAGUUCCCCUUUUGCAGUUUUUAUUUAUUCAUUCAUUCCUCAUUACUCUCUGGUUCCAUUCACCUUCCAUCCCCGUCUCAUUUUUUUUUGGUUUCCCUUUUUUUCAUUUUCACGUAGGACAGGCAAGCUGGUUUAUUGUAUUCUCCCUCCCCCCCAUUCAGUGAAGAAAUUUCAGAAACAAUGUACAAUUAAUUAAAGUGGCUCUUUAGCAGAGAGAGAGAGAGAGAGAGAGGAAGAGCUUAGGGGGAGGAUGGUAGUAGAGGGGAUUAUGUACAUGUCUAUAUGUGAUGAUAUAUACAAAGGAAAGGAAAAGAAAAAAACAAUUGGAAGCCAUGAUGAGAGGGAGAAUGGCUGUCUGGUGGGUUUAAACUGGGUUAGUGAAAGAAGGGUGGAUAUCAUGAUGUUAUUAAUAUUGUUGUUUCUCUGCUCAACAUUUCAUUAAUAAAAAUUCUUUUCUUUUUUCUUUUUUUCAUCAAA